This is a messenger RNA of Populus nigra (black poplar), 2413 nucleotides long. RefSeq lists its product as uncharacterized. Gene Ontology annotation, cellular component: nucleus. Gene Ontology annotation, biological process: nuclear DNA replication. The coding region runs from base 362 to 2254 and encodes 630 amino acids. The record is from RefSeq and is a predicted model, not a curated record. The transcript has 15 exons. Lineage: Eukaryota; Viridiplantae; Streptophyta; Magnoliopsida; Malpighiales; Salicaceae.
CUCCCACUGCUAAACGUCACUCUUCAAUCAAAUCUCUGACCGUUAACUCCUCAAACUAACGGCGUAAAGGACAUGGGGGGAAUGAAAACUACGAAAAUGUUCAAACCCAAAACAUAAACUUUACCGCAACUUUUAAAUUCUCCCUCCCUCACUAACCUGCUCUUAUUUUUUGUUCAAUUUUUGCCCUAAUUACACUUAAUUGUUGGGACGAAUCGAUCAAAAACCCCAUAAUUGAACCCUACUUCCAUUUUUUAAUCGUGAGAUUCAAAAAUCGGUUACUCUCAAAUUUUGCUUCGCAGAGGUGGUGAGUUGAUUGGUGGGAAGGGGGUUGGUUGUUAUGAAGUGUUUGUGAGGGUAAUUUAUGGCAAAGGUUGCUCUACCGGGAGGUUCUUUAGGUUCUGUUAAUGUUCAAAUUGGUGGCGCUGCUGCUGCUCUAACUGAUGGUACAAUGGUUAAAAGGAAGACUCCGUCCGAACUGAGAGGAGAGCAGCUGAGGAGGAAAAAGGUUAUAGAGAUUGUAGAUGAAUCUCCAGCCCCACUGGGUUCAAAGAAUAAUGGUAUUGAGAUGGAUAAUGGGCUUAGGAAACCAGAUGCAUCAAGGACUCCUAGAUACAUUAACACCCGCAUGGAUGAAGUUUAUCCUGUCAAAAAAUCCAGGCUUAGGAUGCUUUCUGUAAAAGACAGUGCAAAGGAAAAUACAUCAACUGAACAAACUAAUAGCCUGAAGAAUAUCUCUGUGCUUUCAACUCUGGCUGCCAAGAGACAGCAACUUUCAUGUACAGAGAAUUCGGUUGCUUGUGAUGAAAUUUUGAAAGAUGAUGUGGUACAACCUCAUCAAACAAUCAAAAACUGCAGUCAAAGUAUAUUUCGCAGUGUUACUGAGCUUUCAUCUAGUGGUGAAAGGUCAUCUGGCUUGGCAUUUGUUGAAAUGGAUAAAGCAUUGAAAGGACUUGUGGCCCAUGAACCGCCUGACACUUCUGGUUUAAAUGCUGAUUCUUCUGAAAAAGCUGGCAAUCAUGGUGGCAAUUUCUGCUCUGAAUGCCAUAUAGCUGGCAAAAAGGCUCCUCUUGAUUUUACUUUGAAAACUAGAAUGCGGGUGGCAUCCUCCUGUUCAGUUAAUUGGAUUCAUAGGUCAAUUAUGAGCAGCACCUACAACGGCAUGCCACAGCUUGCAUCCCAAUUUGGUGAUUCCAAGGACAGUAGUAGCUCUGGGCAGGCAAUGACUUCUCAGAUCCUUAGUUCUAAAGCUUUGCAUUCAUGGGUUUACCCUCAAUCUACCCUGCCUCCUGCUGUUAUAUCAGUGCUAACCUCAUCAGCAAUUGAGGGAGAUUUUUUGAGAAAACGGCAGCUGGCAUGGGAGGAUUCUUUUCGAAGUCUUUAUUAUAUGCUUCGAAAGAACAUUUGCAAUAUUUUUUAUGUGUGCACUUCACAAUUUGUGGUGAUGUUCACUGGUAGUGAUGGCUCAGGAUGUACCAAACACCUAUGUAAUGCUUACAUCUCCCAGUCGACAAGAGGUUUGAGGUCAUUGUUGAGAGAACAUGACGUUUGUUUCUCUAUGCCACUUUGUUAUUCUAAAGUAGAGCAAGUCACCACUGAAGAUUUAGUUGAGCUUUCUGAGAUUGAGAAACAAAAUUUGGGCCAGACUCGUCGCCUUAGUUCCUUGUCUGAUGUUGAUAAUAGCCCACAAUCACUGCUGGCUUUCUGUGGAAAUAAGAAUGUAAAUGGGUUGUAUGAUUUUUUGUUAAAUUACAGAUCUUCCCUUACCUUUUUGUCUGGAGUAGAUGUUCCUGUAUUGUACUCACCUGUUCCAUUUCAGAAUGCUGCUCUUUCUUCUCCGGAGAUAAAAUGCGUGGAGGUAAAAAGAGCUCACCAUAUUGCUGCCUCCCCUAAAGAAUCUACAGUUAAAGAUACCGGAUCCAGUCAAGGUUCAUCCACUGGGCUCUUAUCCAGCAUUGAAAUUAAGGAUGCAUAUAUUCCAUCAUGGAUUGUUUGCCGUGUAUGUGCACUCAUGGACUCUGAUGGGAGAAGCUUUGAGGCAAGCUUUACAACAGAACGCACCUCUAUUGGCUUGAAUGUUGCUCUUGAGACAGCAUGUGAAAAACCUGAUCAAGCUGCGGUGGUUGAAGGCUUGCAAGAAAGUAGUCAUUCUUUUGGUAUUCCAGAAGCCUCCGUUGAUCCUUGCUUGCGUUCAGGCUUCUUAAAAGGCUUGAAGUACAGCGAUGGUUCUUAUGUGGCUUCCUUCUCGCCUGUCUAACAUUUUGCUCGUGGAGUCUCUGAUAGAGACACAGCACUCUACAUUUUGCCGAUUAAAAUCGAUCCUGUCCCUGUUUCUUUAACAGAAUUAAAGUAACUGAUUGACGCUGUGUAGUCCUUUGAAAUAUUUAUGAAAGUAGCUGACAUUAUGCCUUUUUCC